Messenger RNA from Lagopus leucura (white-tailed ptarmigan), 1259 nucleotides. RefSeq names its product GINS complex subunit 1 (gene GINS1). The record is from RefSeq and is a predicted model, not a curated record. Bases 1 to 588 code for a protein of 195 amino acids. Gene Ontology annotation, biological process: DNA replication; DNA strand elongation involved in mitotic DNA replication. Gene Ontology annotation, cellular component: GINS complex. NCBI's taxonomy places the organism in Eukaryota, Metazoa, Chordata, Aves, Galliformes, Phasianidae. The transcript has 7 exons.
AUGGCGGGGGAGCGGGCGGUCGGGCUUGUGCGGGAGCUGCAGAGCGCUGCGGGCGGGCGGCUGCCGCCCUUCCGGGCGGAGGAGCUGCGGCAGGUGCUGGAGGAGAUGCGGACGCUGUACGAGCGGAACCAGGCGGAUGUGUCUGAAGCGAAGUCGGGCCGAACGGAUCUGAUUUUCCUCAUCCGGUUUCGGCACUGCUGCCUCCUCCGCAACCAGCGCUGCAUCGUGGCUUACCUGUACGACCGGCUGCUACGGAUCCGGGCGCUCCGGUGGGAGUAUGGAAGCAUUCUGCCCAAUGCCAUCCAGUUCCACAUGGCAGCCGAGGAAGUGGAGUGGUUCAAUCGGUACAAGAAAUCCCUAGCUACCUACAUGAGGUCAGUGGGAGGAGAGGAGGGACUGGACCUUACACAGGACAUAAAGCCUCCUAAAAGCCUGUACAUUGAAGUGCGGUGUUUGAGAGACUAUGGAGAAUUUGAGAUCGAUGAUGGCACCACUGUCCUGUUAAAGAAGAACAGCCAGCACUUCUUGCCCCGCUGGAAAUGUGAGCAGUUAAUCAGACAAGGAGUCCUGGAGCACAUUCUGUCAUAAGCGUGCAGGACAGGAGCCUUUGCUUGGUGGUCUGUGCAGGACUUCAGCCGCCUCAGUAUUUUAGAGCACCCUACAACUCCUCAUAACAGCUUGACACAAAGAUCAUCUCCAAGCUUGUAAGCAAACCACAUUGGCCAGCACUUUGUGACCAAAGGGUGCGUAGCAGUAACACAGUAAGCCUGAGAGUCCUGCAGUGGGUGGAGGGUGUCUUGUAAGCACCAGAGCUACAAGCAGGGUUUGUGAAUGCAGUUUUGCUUGGAGCAGUUCUUUGUGCCUUGGAAAAUAAGAGACUGACCAGCUGGGAGAGUUCCACAGCUGCCAAAUAAAAAACUGCUUCAGCUUUCAAUGUUAAUAGCUCUUCGAGAGUCUAUGUUAUGCUCUUUACAGCUCUCUGACCUGGCUCUUUUGUUCAACCCAGAUUGACUGUGCAAAGUGAUGCUUAGGAGGUCAUUAGGUGUCUCAGUGAACUUCAACCAUCAGGUCAGCUUCAAGAGUUUCUUUCUGGGGCUAGAUGUGGAGCUGCUCACUUUCAAUAGUGGCUGAGAGAUAGUACUUCCAAAAGCAUAAGCUCUAGGUAAGACUGCAGGCUUUCCUGGCCUGAUGCCCAUCUGACAAGCAAAAAAAGCAGUAGCUUAAGGAAGAAUGCAAGCAGAGAAGUGCCCAAGCAGUUU